This is a messenger RNA of Drosophila simulans, 1703 nucleotides long. RefSeq lists its product as uncharacterized. Lineage: Eukaryota; Metazoa; Arthropoda; Insecta; Diptera; Drosophilidae. The coding region runs from base 925 to 1503 and encodes 192 amino acids. The transcript has 3 exons. The record is from RefSeq and is a predicted model, not a curated record.
ACGUUGUUCAAAACAUCCAAAACGUUUUAAUCCAGCGGCACAGAUAUAUUUUCCAUUCUCUAAAAUAUUUAAAUUGGGUGCUUCUUAACUAUUUAUAAUCCAUUAAAAAGAAACGAGAUAACACUUCACACUAGAAGCAAUGUGUCAUUUGAUAUAUUUUGCCAAUUUAUCAAUGAUAAAAGCUAAUUUUGCUAAGAGUAAAAUUUUGAAUGUAUCAAACCAAAUCCAUUGGGAAUUUCUGCAACUUAUUAUUUACCAGUCGCAUAAUCCAUAUUAAGCUGACAAUUCCAUCCUCAUUUACAUAAAAAGAUGCCCCGACUCACAUUAAAGUGUUUGUUGACUUAACUUAGUUAUGUUCAUGUUUUAUGUUUUUUAGGACAGCCAUAAAAAUGUUGUUUUGAUUUCAGGAUCCUGCUUUUCCGGGCGGCAGUUCCUUGUAAUGCUCGUGAGCGGUUUUCCCACUACGCUAUCGUAAUAUCGUAACCCUUUCCUGGCUCCUCGCACUGCCACCUCUUUAAGGCAAAUUCUAGUUUCUUAAUGUGGCGCAGCAAAUGUGCCGCUUUGAGCAUUAAAAUCAACAGAGGCAGCCACAAACUCGCACUCUAAAAAGCCUCCCACAGAAUGCGCUCUACCUCUCUCUUCGCUCUCCCUCUCUCUGACUGCAAACAUUUCUCAAAAGGUGUUUUUGUCGCUCAGGUAAAUUGAGUGAAAAUCCAGAGUGUAAAUAUACAUACAUGAGUUUCUACAUGGCCGUGUCAAAUAAUACGCACGUGUAUUUUUAGUGGUAAUAGAAUAGAUCGCUUCAGCUGAAUGGGUUUUUAUAAUUUUGGGUGCAAUCUGAUUUGAAUUGAAAUUGCCCAAUAAAGUGCUCCAUUGCAUAUACCUUAUGGAAAAAUUCAAGCGUUACUGGCUUUAGUUAGUAAAAUGUGUCGCAAAUACCACAUCUUUUGGGCUUUAGCUCCAUUUAUGGCUAUUUCACUUGCCGGCGGAGAACCAAAAAAGCUCAUAGUAUUUGAUACCAUAGACUGUGCAAUCAAGAGCAGUGUCUUCUCAAAGGUUGUGUGUCAGCUGUAUUCCCGGACGGAAUUUACUGUCUUUUUGACCGUUGGCGAAAAGAAGCAAGCUGACAAGGUGUAUGGAGCUUGCGAAGUAAAACUCUAUCCGAAAAGGCAGAAAAAGAUAACUAGGAUAAAUAACCUAAGAUUGGACUUUUGUCAACUGAAGAAGCAUUCCGAAUCGCGCUCAGUGCUGGGAAUGUACUACUUAGCAAUUCGCAGAUCUAUAGUCGGCUUUCCCAAAAAGUGUCCCUUCAAAAAGAACACUACAUAUGGAAUAAAUCGAUUGCAUUUUGACUGGCAAGAAGUUCCGCAAUAUCUACCCGAAGCUAAUUACACUUUUAGGGGAAAGAUUUAUGCCAACGAUGAGUUGGGACUCGAGAUCAAGCUGGCUGGCGGCUAUUUUGAAGUUGCCAACGAUGCUGCCUAUAGUAAGCCCCUACUGUGAAUGUGCAUAAAACUUAUGGACAUUAAAAAAGUAACUGUCUAAAUAAUUUUAAUAUGGGAGUUAGCUCUGUACUUAAACCCAAUAAUUUAAUCUAUUCAGUUAAUUACUAAUUAAUUAAGUGUGGAAAAAAACACAAUUUUUGCACAUUCCCUGUAAUUGAGUUUGUUGAGAUCCACCCAAUGCUUAACUUAAUAAUUAAA